GCACAGCACCAAUCUAAACCCCCUUUAAUUUCCCAGGACUCUCCGCGUCCUCAAGCCCCGCCCCCAGCUCUUCUGCCCCGCCCCGAAGUUUGAGGGGUGUGGAUGGUUUGUGACCCCCCUCACCUGACCCUAACCAUCAGCCCGGGAGAGCCGGGCUUGGGCACUGCGUCCGCAACCUGGAGGCCCUUCGUCUCGGGGCGGAGGGGGGCUCAUGGACUCUACUGACACGGGACUAGGACCUCUCGGACGCAGAACCUCAGAAAAAGUGUUAAUUAUUUUGCUUCGAUGAUUUCACGUCAUCUUCAAAACAACCUUAUGAGUGUGGACCCGGUCAGCAGCCAGGCCAUGGAGCUCUCUGAUGUCACCCUCAUUGAGGGUGUGGGUAAUGAGGUGAUGGUGGUGGCAGGUGUGGUGGUGCUGACUCUAGCCUUGGUCCUAGCCUGGCUCUCUACCUACGUAGCAGACAGCAGUAACAACCAAUUGCUGGGCACCAUUGUGUCGGCUGGCGACACAUCUGUUCUCCACCUGGGGCACGUGGACCAGCUGGUAAGCCAAGGCACUCCAGAGCCAACCGAACUCCCCCAUCCGUCAGAGCAUAGUGAUGAGAAGGCUGAAGAGACCAGUGACAGCGGGGGAGAUGCCACCGGGGAACCUGGAGCCAGGGGAGAGAUGGAGCCCAGCCUUGAGCAUCUCCUGGACAUCCAAGGCCUGCCCAAAAGACAAGCAGGCCUAGAGAACAGCCGUCCAGAAGCUCCACUAGGAUUAGAUGACAGCACCUGCCUCUCUCCCAGCACAAGCCUCAUCAAUGUUCGCCUCAAGUUCCUCAAUGACACCGAGGAGCUAGCUGUAGCCAGGCCAGAGGACACUGUGGGUACCCUAAAAAGCAAAUACUUCCCUGGACAAGAGAGCCAGAUGAAACUGAUCUACCAGGGCCGGCUGCUGCAGGACCCAGCACGAACGCUGAGCUCCCUGAACAUUACCAACAACUGCGUGAUUCACUGCCACCGCUCACCCCCAGGAGCAGCUGCUUCUGGCCCCUCAGCCUCUUUGACCCCCUCAAGCACUGAGCCAUCCAGCCUUGGUGUCAACGUGGGCAGCCUUAUGGUGCCUGUGUUUGUGGUGCUCUUGGGUGUGGUCUGGUACUUCCGCAUCAAUUACCGCCAGUUCUUCACAGCACCUGCCACUGUCUCCUUGGUGGGAGUCACGGUCUUCUUCAGCUUCCUAGUAUUUGGGAUGUAUGGAAGAUAAGGGCAUUGGGAGACAGAGGCACGGUCUGCCUCCAUCACAGCCUCCCCCUUUCCUGGCCAGAGCUGGGCCCAAGGACCUGGGAGGGAGGGAUAUGGUGGGUACCCUGUUCAUAGGCCCCAAGAGGCAGGUAUGUGGCCUCCCUUUAUGUCCACAGGGUACAGAUAUCUCUGCAAGCACAACUCAGGUAGAAACAAGGAUAUCAUCUCCCUUCUUUUGGAUUCCCAAGGUUCAAAGGCCAAGCUCGAUGAGAAGCCUGGACCCUAGGUCUUCCCUCCUGGCUGCGGCCCUAGCCCUUUCCCGGUGUCUUGCAUGUCUGCUCCCUAGACCCCAGGGUUGCUGCCAGGGCAGCUCAGCAUGGCCUUAGUGUACCCCUGUAGGGAGCCUGAAGUAACUUUCACUCCUUAGAUGAGUGGAUCUUUUGAAACUUAAAUUCACAGGCAGGGGUGAAGACUGCCAACUCUCCCUAUAGCACCCAGCUACCACCUCCUCCCUGUGCCCCUUGUAGCAGGAAUAGGAAAUUUUGCUUUCUUUCAAAGCACUUUGCUUGCCCUUCUUUUUCUAAGUAGUCUUGUAUAGAGCUUAGUCAGGAAGGAGACUGGGGCAGAAGGCCAAGCCCCCAGCAUUGAGACCAAGCCACAGCUGCCGCUAACCUAGGCCCAAGACUGCAAAAGAACACUGGCUCUAAUCCAGUGCCCUGCUCAGUUCCAAGGACGAACUCUGGGUAUAGACUACCCUACCCUAGGCCCUUAGAUGGCCAGUCAGUAUGAGCAAAUAAACUCCCAUCUUGUGGCUAUGGA
Molecule: messenger RNA, 2045 nt
Organism: Psammomys obesus (fat sand rat)
Lineage: Eukaryota; Metazoa; Chordata; Mammalia; Rodentia; Muridae
Gene: Tmub2
Product: transmembrane and ubiquitin like domain containing 2
Exons: 4
Coding region: 286-1248 (320 amino acids)
Molecular function (GO): protein binding
Source: RefSeq, a predicted model, not a curated record